Molecule: messenger RNA, 1702 nt
Organism: Ruditapes philippinarum (Manila clam)
Lineage: Eukaryota; Metazoa; Mollusca; Bivalvia; Venerida; Veneridae
Product: neutral amino acid transporter A-like
Exons: 11
Coding region: 141-1262 (373 amino acids)
Biological process (GO): L-glutamate transmembrane transport
Cellular component (GO): plasma membrane
Molecular function (GO): L-glutamate transmembrane transporter activity; neutral L-amino acid transmembrane transporter activity; glutamate:sodium symporter activity
Source: RefSeq, a predicted model, not a curated record
CAACUGGUAUUUCGUAUUGUUUAUAUUGACUGCGUUUUCAAGUGCCUAACCUAGUAUUGUAACGAGAUUUCUUGAAACCACACAUCAGUUGUAAAAUAGUUUUCUCAUGGUAUAACUUGGAUUAAAGAAUAAUUUAGAAAAUGUCCGGAAAAUGUGCGAAAUGUGUUGGCUUGGUGGGGCAAAACAUGUUGGUUACUUUGACCCUUGUCGGUGUCGGGGUGGGAUUUAUGAUAGGAUUUGUUGUACAAGAAGCGUCGGCGAGCGCGACCAUGUGGAUCGGAAUGCCCGGAGAGCUGUAUAUCCGAAUGUUAAAAAUGAUGAUUGUUCCACUCGUUAUUUGUAGCGUAAUUUCUGGUACAGCCAAAAUGGACCCGAGAUCAAAUGGCAAAGUGAGCGGAAUAUCUUUGGCCUACAUUAUGGUCACAAAUCUAGUCCCGGUCAUUUUAUCAGCGGCUCUUUGCCUUAUCAUUAAACCGGGAGACGGUGUGGAGGCAGGUGUUGAUAUGUCAAAGUUUACAACGGAUGUCAUGGAAACAGAAGAUAUCUUCGCCGAUCUUCUCAGAAACAUAGUUCCUGAUAACCUGAUAGCAUCAUGCUUCGAACAGACACAAACCAAGUACAAAUAUGUGGAUAGAGAGGUUAUUAUCAACAAUGGAACACAAAACAUGACGUCAUCAGUUAGAGAAUUAUCCAGAAAAUAUCUAGGAGCAGCUAAAUCUACGAAUAUAUUAGGUUUGAUCAUAGUAAGCGCAAUAUUUGGAGUAGCAGCCGCUGCAAUGAAGGGACAAGGGGAACCAUUCCUCUCCUUCUUCCGGUCUGCCACCGACAUCAUCAUCAAAGUACUCAGGGUGCUCAUAUGGGCCACUCCAGUGGGCGUUGCUAGUCUUAUUGCUAAAGCGAUAAUCAGUACAACGGAUGUAGAUGAAACAUUCCGGAAGUUAGGGCUCUACUUUUUGACAGUUAUGAUCGGACUUGUUAUCUGGGGUUUCAUGCUCGUUCCCGCAAUAUUCUUCGCCGUUCGCCGAACCAACCCUUUUUUCCGGUUCCUAGCUUCUAUAAUGCCUUCUAUAAUGAUCGUAUUUUGCAACCGGAAGCACAGUUAUUGCACUUCCGGAGAGUUUUCACAGCUUAGAGAGCAAAAAUGGCGUCGAUACUCGAAUUUCUCGUUUUGUAGCGCCCCUAGCGGCAACUAUCGGACGCGCAGGAAGCGCCCUCUACAUCUCGUCAUCAUGCUUCUUCAUCAUCCAGAUGCUUGGUCGUGACGUCAAUGCAGCUGACAUAAUUUCUGUCAUAUUGCUCACCUGGAUAUCGGCUCUGGCAAUUCCGUCAGUGACAGGUGCCAGUCUCGUUACCGUAUUAAUCCUUUUAACCGCUCUCAAUAUUCCGGGUGAGGCCGCCGCCAUGUUGUUUGCACUGGAGUUCUUCCUAGAUCGAUCACGUAGUGUGGUUAAUAUGAACACGCAGCUUACUGGAGCUAUAGUUACAGAUAAAUUUUUCGGGGAGUUUUCACAAUCUCCACCGGAAGUUUCGGGCCCAAAUGAAAACAAAACACUGCUGAAUGAAACAAUCGUGAAAGACGUCAAUCUUCAAGUUCAAACAACGCCAAACAUUUGAUGACUUCUGUCGCUUUAAUGAUUUUUUUGUAUUAAUUAAUUAUUUCAUUGUAUUAUAGCGAAACAUUUUUAUUAUUUAUUAUAUUGGC